AUGGUUUCUGCUUAUAUCUUGAAGCUCACUACAGUUCUUACUCUUCUCUUCUUCAUUGCAUUUUCUUUGGCCCAUGGAGCCACUGCUAACAAAAAGCAUUAUAUAGUCUACAUGGGGCACCACUCUCACCCCAACUCUGAAUCUGUCAUCAGAGCAAACCAUGAGAUUCUUGCUUCAGUCACUGGAAGUAUUGUUGGAGCACAAGAUGCAGCACUUCACCAUUACAGUAAAACUUUUCAAGGCUUCUCAGCCAGGCUUACACCAGAGCAAGCACAACAACUUGCAGAAAGUGAUUCAGUUGUUUCUGUGUUCGAGAGCAAAACAAAUCGUUUGAGCACAACACAUUCCUGGGAUUUUCUAGGCCUAGACUCUAUUCCCCAAUACAAUCAAAUGCCAAUGGAUUCAAAAUCCAAUGUCAUUGUUGGAGUGAUUGACACUGGAGUUUGGCCAGAGUCAGAGAGCUUCAAUGAUAAAGGAUUAAGGCCUGUGCCAGAGAAAUUCAAAGGAGAGUGUGUUACUGGCGAGAAUUUUACAUUGGCCAACUGCAACAGGAAAAUCAUCGGCUCCCGCUUUUAUGUUCAAGGAUUUGAAGUAGAGAAGGGGCCUCUUGAGUCCUUUGCGCCUCUUCCUUUUUUCCGAUCAGCUCGAGAUAGUGAUGGACAUGGGAGUCACACUGGCUCAACAAUAGCUGGAUCUGUGGUACCUAAUGCCAGCUUCUUCGGGAUGGCCAGAGGCACUGCAAGAGGUGGUGCACCGAGCACCAGACUUGCUAUCUACAAGGCAUGCUGGUUUAACUUGUGUAGUGAUGCAGACGUUCUUUCUGCUAUGGAUGAUGCCAUUUAUGAUGGUGUCGAUAUUCUCUCCCUUUCCCUUGGCCCUGACCCUCCACAGCCAACUUAUUUUGAAAAUGCAAUCUCCAUUGGGGCUUUCCAUGCAUUCCACAGAGGAAUACUUGUUUCUGCAUCAGCUGGGAACUCUGGUUUCCCAAGUACUGCAUGCAAUGUUGCUCCCUGGAUCCUCACUGUUGCUGCCAGCACUUUGGAUAGGGAAUUCCAUUCAAACGUAUAUCUCGGAAAUUCAAGAAUUCUAAAGGGUUCCUCUUUAAACCCACUGAAAAUGGAAAGGUCUUACGGUUUGAUAGCUGCAAGUGCUGCAGCUCUCCCAGAAGUCACAGCAAAGAAUGCAAGCUUCUGCAAGAACAAUACUCUAAAUGCUAGCUUAAUUAAGGGGAAAAUCGUGGUAUGCACCUUCGAGACCUUCACUGAUAACCGAAUGGACAAAAGCAUAGUUGUAAGACAAGGUGGUGGUGUGGGAAUGAUUCUUGUCGAUCCAUUUCUCAAAGAUGUUGGCUUCCAGUUUGUCAUCCCAGGCACUCUAAUUGGUCAAGAAGAAGCACAAGAGCUUCAAGAGUACAUGACGACAGAAAAGAACCCAGUUGCUAUAAUCUCCCCGACAAUUACAUUUCUGAAAACUAAACCUGCACCAGAAAUGGCAGCGUUCUCAUCCAUGGGGCCAAAUAUCAUAACCCCAGACAUUAUCAAACCAGAUGUUACAGGACCAGGAGUGAAUGUUUUAGCAGCAUGGUCUCCGGUAGCGACUGCUGCCACGGCUGAAAGGUCUGUCAAUUAUAACAUAAUAUCUGGCACCUCGAUGUCUUGCCCACAUGUAUCUGCGGUUGCAGCAAUUUUGAAAUCCUACCAACCUUCCUGGAGUCCGGCAGCCAUAAUGUCUGCAAUAAUGACAACAGCAACUGUCCUUGAUAACAGCAGAAGCACCAUUGGAAGAGAUCCAAGUGGAACCCCUACCACACCUUUUGACUAUGGAUCUGGACACAUUAACCCAGCUGCAGCAAUUGAUCCUGGACUAGUAUAUGAUUUUGAUUCCCAUGACAUUAUAAAUUUUCUCUGCAGCACUGGGGCUAGCCCUUUGCAACUGAAAAACCUCACAGGAAGUCUAGUUUAUUGCCAGAAGUCUCCUACCCCUUCCUACAAUUUUAACUAUCCUUCGAUUGGUGUGUCAAAAAUGAAUGGAAGGGUAUCUGUUCACCGAACCGUUACUUAUUAUGGUAAAGGCUCAACAGUAUAUGUUGCCAAUGUAGAUUAUCCCGCAGGUGUGAAUGUUACAGUUGCACCAUCAAAACUCAAGUUUACAAAAACCGGGGAAAAGAUGUCCUUUAGGGUAGAUUUUGCUGCCUUCAAGAACAGUAAUGGAAGCUUCGUGUUUGGAGCUUUGACAUGGAGCAAUGGUAUUCAAAAGGUUAGGAGUCCUAUUGGUCUCAAUGUGAUUUCAGCAUAG
Molecule: messenger RNA, 2295 nt
Organism: Prunus armeniaca (apricot)
Lineage: Eukaryota; Viridiplantae; Streptophyta; Magnoliopsida; Rosales; Rosaceae
Source: the annotation of a GenBank genome assembly